AUGGUGCUGCUGCUGGUCAUCCUCAUCCCGGUGCUGGUCAGUUCGGCCGGCACCUCGGCGCACUACGAGAUGCUGGGCACCUGCCGCAUGGUCUGCGACCCCUACGGCGGCACCAAGGCGCCCAGCACGGCGGCCACGCCCGACCGCGGGCUCAUGCAGUCCCUGCCCACCUUCAUCCAGGGGCCCAAGGGGGAGGCCGGCCGGCCGGGCAAAGCGGGGCCCCGCGGCCCGCCGGGGGAGCCGGGGCCGCCCGGCCCGGUGGGGCCGCCGGGUGAGAAGGGCGAGCCGGGGCGGCAGGGCCUGCCGGGCCCCCCCGGGGCGCCGGGGCUGAACGCGGCGGGGGCCAUCAGCGCUGCCACCUACAGCACCGUCCCCAAAAUCGCUUUCUACGCCGGCCUCAAGCGGCAGCACGAGGGCUACGAGGUGCUCAAGUUCGACGACGUGGUCACCAACCUCGGCAACCAUUACGACCCCACCACCGGCAAGUUCACCUGCUCCAUCCCUGGCAUCUACUUCUUCACCUACCAUGUGCUCAUGCGGGGUGGCGACGGCACCAGCAUGUGGGCCGACCUCUGCAAGAACAACCAGGUCCGAGCUAGUGCAAUUGCUCAGGAUGCUGAUCAGAACUACGACUAUGCCAGUAACAGCGUGGUUCUUCACUUGGAGCCAGGAGACGAAGUUUACAUUAAAUUAGAUGGAGGAAAAGCACACGGAGGAAACAACAACAAAUACAGCACAUUUUCUGGAUUUAUUAUUUAUGCUGACUGAUAAUGAGUAAAAAGACCCACCAAACCAGUCGAGAAAUGAAGCUUGCUCUUCUAAACGAUGGAUUUGCGUGGCAAAAGUCAAUGAAACAAGCACCCCAGCAGAGAGUGACCACCGAACACCUCAGCAGCGGGGGGAAAAAGUCGAAUGCUACCUGAUUCACAUCUGUACAACACAGAGAAACCUUAUGUUUAAAAACCACAAACCAAGUUAAACAGAUGUGCGAUCCACUUCCGCCAAAGCAAAUACUUCCUCAUUGUUAGUGUCCAUGUGAAUGAAGUUCUACAUAGAUCAAAUUUUUAUAGGGAAGAAAAGCCCACCUAAGGACGCUGAGUUAUUUCUUCAGUGUAUAUGAUACUUUAAUGUGUUAUGAUCUUGCUGCUUUAUCCAUACUUCAGCUUUGGUUCUUGUGACUUACCUGCUAACAAUGAUGCUUGGAGUCCACUCAUAGUGUGGUGAGGAAUGAUUUUACAAUAAAAGGAAGAGGUAAUCAAAAUAUACUUUCUCUCUGCAAA
Molecule: messenger RNA, 1280 nt
Organism: Poecile atricapillus (Black-capped chickadee)
Lineage: Eukaryota; Metazoa; Chordata; Aves; Passeriformes; Paridae
Gene: C1QL3
Product: complement C1q like 3
Exons: 2
Coding region: 1-768 (255 amino acids)
Molecular function (GO): protein binding
Source: RefSeq, a predicted model, not a curated record